Messenger RNA from Orbicella faveolata, 803 nucleotides. RefSeq names its product fibroblast growth factor receptor 3-like. Gene Ontology annotation, cellular component: signaling receptor complex; plasma membrane. Gene Ontology annotation, biological process: protein phosphorylation; cell surface receptor protein tyrosine kinase signaling pathway; positive regulation of kinase activity. Gene Ontology annotation, molecular function: ATP binding; transmembrane receptor protein tyrosine kinase activity. Lineage: Eukaryota; Metazoa; Cnidaria; Anthozoa; Scleractinia; Merulinidae. The record is from RefSeq and is a predicted model, not a curated record.
CCCUGGGACGUACUCCCUACACAAAAUCAGGAGUUGGGUAGUUCUUUCUCGAGUUUCGUUCCGUCCUAACUUUUAUGACAACAUGAUUUUCAAUUGUGACACUUGUCCCAUUUUCUUGCCACAAAAAAUUAACGAAGACAGCGAAAAGGUUAAUGACUAGAAAUUAUGUUCUUCUAUAUCAUCAGACAUUAUCACAGCUAUUUCAGGCUGAACAAAGUUUUCUGCACACCAGCUUAAUUAGUAACUCGUAUGUCUGUGUAAAACAGGGUCGUCUGCCAGUGAAGUGGACUGCUUAUGAAGGUUUACUUUACGGGACAUACACCACACAAAGUGACGUGUGGAGUUUCGGUGUAGUUCUGUACGAAAUAUUUACCGUGGGUGGCUCUCCGUAUCCGGGGAUUAACGGUCGGGAAAUUGCAAACAAGCUUCAGCAGGGAUACCGGAUGCCAAAACCUCAACACGUUGAUCAUCAGCUUUACCAGAUUAUGCUGCAGUGUUGGCAAGAGAAUCCAGACGACCGACCGACAUUCUCCUCGCUUAAAGACACCACCACUAAAAUGACGCAAAAUAAUAAUCACACGUAUGUCAACAUGAAAGAAUACGAUACCAGUUUGUACUCAAAUGUUGACGACCUUCUUGUAUAGGAGUGAAGACCGUUAAUAAGCUGUUGAGGACCCGUGCAACAAUGAGAGUUUUACGUCAUAUUUUAGUAGCAGAUUUGCCUGUAAUUAACAAUUAUUUAAAUGUCCAGCAGUUAUCACCCGUACUGAGGUAAAUAAUUGUUUCAUUUAGCAAAAUAGCCG